This is a messenger RNA of Microstroma glucosiphilum, 1949 nucleotides long. RefSeq lists its product as hypothetical. Bases 351 to 1901 code for a protein of 516 amino acids. Lineage: Eukaryota; Fungi; Basidiomycota; Exobasidiomycetes; Microstromatales; Microstromataceae. The transcript has 4 exons. The record is from RefSeq and is a predicted model, not a curated record.
UGAACACUGGCAACGGUCGUUCACUCGCUCCCUCGUUCCCUCGCUCGCUAGCCCCCACUAGAUGCGGCACUCUGCCCUGCCCGUCUCCCGGAGUCUUCAACGUCUGCUGUAGAUGAGCCUUAGCGUUCAUGCUCAUCCUGCUACUCCUUCGCGUGGCAACACACUGCUCUUGGCUCUGAUCGAGUUGCGCUCUUGCUUUUGCUCCUACAAAUUGGGCGAAAAUGGUCCGAGGAACGGUUGCCUUUGCUGCCAGCACCACCAAUUCCUCGAAGUCAAGAGGCGGAAGUUGAGCUCAUCCUCGGCUGAAGCAGGGGACUCCCUCGGCCAGUCAACCAGAUCCCCACCAAGCAAUGGAGCGUCGUGGCGAGCCGUGCUUCUUCCAACAUGAACAUCAAGCCUACUCAAAGGGCUACCUCCGCGCCUUGUGUCCACCUGCCAGAGAACGUUGGCUAGCACCUGCUAGGGCCGCGAGGGAUGCGCUACGCAGGCAAGAUCGCACCGACUUCCUCGACCUCGGCUGGGAAAUCGCCUGGCAGUCCGCUGCAGACCUAUCGCCAGUCAGACCAACACAGAGCCCACAAGCAGCAGCUCCUCCAACGCCCUGGGUGCCACGCCCACUGACAGCCGAGGAGCUCAAUGCGCCCUUUGGAAGCUUUCAAGAUAGCACCACAACAGAAGGAGGAGAAGACGAUGACACUCACCAAGCCAGCACAUCUGGGAUGCAGUACUCUUUCCAUUGCGAGAUGGAGGAGCACCUUGCCGAAGCUCGAGCCGAAGAUGAAGCUGAAGCCACCAGUGACUCUCCGGGAAGCAGAGGAGAUGGAGACGCAGAGGCAGAGGCAGACGAUGAGGUGGGGGACGAGGAAUGCAACACAUCCUCCCGUAUCAUCCAACAGGAAAAUGAAUCCCACCGCAUCGGCUUCGUAGGCUUUGCGCAAUUCACAGAGGACGCACAUAGGCGCUCCAGAGUACCGCUGCCUGCUGGUAUCUCGGAGGAGCAGGAGCUGGAGCUGGAGGUGAAUGUGCAAACAGCCAUGCAGCUCGACCUCCUCAAUCUCAGACUGAUGAUCACCCGCUUCCACAACAUCCUCGACCCCCUCGAGCCACCACGCGAUAGCGUCGACCUGGCCUGGGUGCGAGCGACACACGCCGAGCUGGACAAUCUCUUUCGUCUCUGGUACGAGAAUGGGGAAAAGGUGGUGAGAAGGUACUACAGACGCCUGCAAGCUGAUGGAGGGAGACUGACAUCUCUGAGCGAGAUCAGCAACAACGCUUCUGCCUCCUCAUCUUCAGGAAGGCGCUCAGCAAGAGUCUCCCUCCGAGCCAAGGCAGCAGAAAUCGUCCUCUCCCUCCUCUCUCGCUCCAUUGGCCCAGACUUUGUCGAUGUCGAUGCUGGAGCCUGUGCUCCACUUUGCGCCUUUGUUCGACCUAUGGACCAGCUACUGGAACGACGAAUCCACGAGCGAUUGGUGGAGAGUACCGAGUGGCUUAGGAUGGACGAGGAGUGGUACACUCUCUUCUCUCGCGUCGCGCAGAGGCUGGGGGACUUCUAUAAGGAGACGGUCCUAGAGGGCGGCAGCACACCCUCUACUUCUGCUGCUGCUGGUGCUAGUGGAAGCUCACGUCAAGGUUCUUUUUCAAGCACGCACCAUCCUCAUCCUCUUCCUCAUCCUCAUCCUCAUUCUCAUCCUCGUCACCUCUCGCUCCCCUGGCUACCAGAAAUGGAGCGCGACGUCUACUCGGAGCGAGACGUGUACUCGCGAAUCUACUUGCUGGAGCUACUCAGGGAAGGGUGUGCACAGAUUGUUAAAGUGCAGGUGCAGAGGUGCAGCAGUGGAAGUGGGAGUGGGAGUGGGAGGGUUCGGGGAAGAGGAAGAGGAGGAGGAAGGGUGAGGGAGUGAUCGCAGUAGGGUGACGGGCAGGUUGGCGUUUGAAAAUGGAGCAGAAGG